Molecule: messenger RNA, 1799 nt
Organism: Nothobranchius furzeri (turquoise killifish)
Lineage: Eukaryota; Metazoa; Chordata; Actinopteri; Cyprinodontiformes; Nothobranchiidae
Product: alpha-1-antitrypsin homolog
Biological process (GO): negative regulation of endopeptidase activity
Molecular function (GO): serine-type endopeptidase inhibitor activity
Source: RefSeq, a predicted model, not a curated record
GACCAGACAGAUAUCGUACAAUACAGGACAGAGAAGAAAGGCUGCUCGUUGUUAAUUAUUAACCAAACUUUCUGCUGUUUCUCUGAGCUUCGGUAUAAAAGCGAGAAGUUCCUGACAAACAUUCUGCAGCAAAGGGGACAGUUAAAAGCCUUUGAAGAUGCGUCAGAUCUUUGCUAGUUGUGCUCUGGCAGCCAUACUGCUGGCUGUAGCUUGGGCAGACCACCAUCUUCACCACGGCUCUAAGCACAGCCAUGAGGACGACAUGAGCUGCCAUGUUCUGUCCCCUCAUAAUGCAGACUUUGCCUUUGCUCUCUACAAACAUCUGAACGCCAAGGCUGCUGAGGGAAAGAACAUCUUCUACUCUCCACUGGGCAUCUCCACUGCCCUGUCCAUGCUGGCCACUGGGGCCCGCGGUGACACCCACAGCCAACUGUUUUCCGCCUUGGGCUACAGCCCCCUGAACCAGACACAAGUCAACGAAGCCUAUAAGCACAUUUUACACAUGUUCGGCCAUAGCCAGGAGAACCAGAAGCUGGAUGUUGGUAACUCUGUUGCCGUCCGUACUGGUUUCAAUCCUCUGCAGGCAUUUCUCACAGACCUUAAACAGUUCUACAGUGGUGAGGUCUUUAAUGUGAACUUUGCCAAUCCUGAUGAGGCUAAAGAACAGAUCAACCGACAUAUUGCCACUAAAACCCAUGACAAAAUCAAGAAUAUGGUGAAGGACUUAGACACUGAGAUGGCUAUGAUUCUGAUCAACUAUGUCUACUUCAGAGGACAAUGGGAGAGGCCCUUCAACAAGAACUUGACGACCAAGGAGGAAUUCUUUGUGGACAAGAACACGAAAGUUGAGGUGGACAUGAUGAAGAAGACAGGACGCUUUGAUUUCUACCAGGACAACGACAACCACACCACUGUCAUUUUGCUGCCCUACAAAGGCAAUACUUCCAUGAUGAUUGUCCUUCCCAAUGAAGACAAGAUGCAGGUUGUGGAAGGCUUUAUCAACAAGGACUACAUAAGGCACUGGCAUGACUCCCUGAACAAGAAUAACAUAAAUCUUUUAAUGCCCAAAUUUUCCAUCUCUGCUGAUGCUUCUCUGGAUGAGACCCUGAAGGAAAUGGGAAUGACAGAUGCUUUUGGAGAAAAGGCUGACUUCUCUGGUAUAUCUGAUGAGACCAGGCUUAAAGUCUCAAAGGCCUCCCACAAGGCGGUGCUGAGUGUGGAUGAAACAGGAACAGAGGCAGCAGCUGUCACUACCAUCGAAAUUAUGCCCAUGAGCCUUCCUGAAACCGUAAGAAUUAACAGGCCAUUCUUGGUCUUCAUCAUGGAGCACUCAACAAGGAGCAUCCUCUUCAUGGGCAAGAUCAGCAACCCCGCUGCUGAGUAAAAAUACUCAAAAAGUGCUCAGAUGUCAUCGUUUUUACACUGUAGUAAGUUUGAGUAGAUUUGGGACACUUACCUCAUCACCUGAAACUGUUGUCUUGGUAUGACUUCAACGCUGGGUGCAUUGGAUAACUGAUGAGUGAAGACAGUAAGAAAGACAGUAGGCCUAUUUUUCAAGAAACAGAAAAUUAUGUUCAUUAAUAUGUCUGUCAUUUUAACCAUCUAUCAUCUGGUUUGCUUAAUAAAUGUCUUCAUGCGUCAUUAUGGAUUAUACACUGAUUAAAUGUUUCUUGUGGUAAAACGAAUGAUUAAAAUAUCUGCCACUUGUAGCAUCUACCAGUAACAAAGACAACUUAUUGUUUUAUGAUUUUAAAUGCCAUUAAAAAAAUUAAAAUAAAGAUUUGUCUUGAAAGCCUGCA